Apis mellifera (honey bee) is the source of this 1995-nucleotide messenger RNA. RefSeq lists its product as uncharacterized. Bases 393 to 818 code for a protein of 141 amino acids. The transcript is spliced from 2 exons. NCBI's taxonomy places the organism in Eukaryota, Metazoa, Arthropoda, Insecta, Hymenoptera, Apidae. The record is from RefSeq and is a predicted model, not a curated record.
CUUCCUUGCCUCGAAGAUCGGACGAACGAGCAGAACGAGUCUGGCCGUCGUACGGUGAAGACCAGAAGUUGCUUGUCUAGUUCGUAGUUCGUAGUAGCUGUGAGUUCGCGGCGUAGGUAGCCGGGCCGAAUUUUCGAGAAAUCUUGACAGAAAAGUCGGCGGAAAUCGGGCGGGACGGCGGAGGAUCGGCGGGGCGGGGAGCGGCGGACGUUCGGAAGCGAGGAAAACGGAGCGGGCACGCUUUCCAGCUCGGAUGCCGGAUUGGAAAUUCGCGUGGGCGCCGCUCUCGAACGUUUUGAAAAGCGAGGAAAGAUCGGGACGGAGAUAAGGACGAAAGUGGUUACCCACCGAGUUGGUUGCUCGAUUUUGUCGAAACAGAAGAAGUCUUCGAGAUGCUGGCAGCUUCGUUCUGUCGCGAAGUUCACUUCACAGUGUUGUCCAGCACGACCAUGGCCUCGCGCGUACCACGUUGCCUGUUCGGCAAACCGAAUUCCAGGGAAACCGUGGAAAUGCUCCACGAGGCGCUCGACGCCGAGAGAAGCAAAUUCGCGAAGCGAUGGGGCGUCGAUCCGCGAUCCGAAGACAAGGAGAACAACUAUCAGAAGAAAUAUCACGACAAGUACGAGCAGUCGCCGAAAAAACGGAGCAAUCCGUACUCCAGGCAGACCAGUAUCCACGAUUAUUGGCGAGCCCGUAAGGUAUGCGAGGUGAAUAAGAAACCUCUUGCCUCAUCGGUGGACGCGACGAAGCAACCGAACGAGCCGUCGAAAACGUCGAAGAUGAUGAUGAAGUCGUCGAAAAAGGCGGCGCAGAAUUGAGGGAGCGAAACGCGCUGCUUUUAAUUAAUCGCGUUUUAAACAGUUCCAUCCUGGCAAGAGUAUCUAUCUCCUAUCUAUUUGCGUAUUUAUUCCUCGUCCCGCUCUUCCGUGACAUCGUCGUCGUAUUGUAAAUUGAAUAAUCGUCGGCGUUGUCCAUCCUUAGAAUUAAUUACUAAUUGUUAACUAUAUAUAUUAUUCUUGUAAAUAAUGCAUAUAUAUAUAUGUGAUAUAUAUAUAUAUUGGUUUGGAGGUUUGGAUGAGCUCACCGUCGCAAAUCUGCGUUAUCGACCGUACACGUGCGUAUUAUUUUUUCGUAUCGUUUUCUUCUUUCAUUCGCGACGAAAGAUUCGAAAAAACGAUGCGUUUUGACUCGACAAAAAAAGUUUCUUCUUUCGUCAAAAAAAAAAGAAAAACGCAAAGUAUUAAUUGUCUCGAGUUAACGGCAUCUGUACCGACCGAACACUUUUUGAAGGAUAAAAUUAGCCGAGGAGUGAGUGAGCCGUCGAAAGCCUGAUUCGGUCGUUUCCUCGACGAAACGACAAUGCAGCGCCUCCAAAGAAAUAUAAUCGAGUAUAUUGAUUGAAAAAAGGAAAAAAAAAAGAAAUCUCCACGCUGUUCAAUCUCGAGAUUUAUCUAUCUCGAGAUGUUGGGGAGAAAGUCCUAUCCGCGUAUAACUAUAUAUGUAUAUCAAUUAGGAUUAUUAAAGAUUCUAGUCAUCUAGUCGUUUAAGCGAUAUCAAGUAAAGAAAAAAGAAAAAAAAAAAUGAUCGUGCUUUCAUCAUAUGCGCUGUGUACAUUCCUUCAAUCCCUUCCCCCUUUUGUAAUCAUAUAUAUAUAUAGUAAAAGUCUGUAAAAGUAAGACGCGCGUCGAUAGAACGUUGAUAUCUGGCAGGCGUUCAAAAGUAGGCGCGAGAAAUCGUAUCGAAAUCGUGGAAAAUUACGGUAUAGGUUCAGGAAUAUACGUUGUAUUAUUCCGUUAUAUUUUGUAAUUAUUAUAUAUAUAUAUUAAUAUUUGAAUUUGACCAUGGCGCAUUUAAGUUGAAUUAUUGGAUGGCUCGAGAUGGCAAUCGUGAAUGUUGAACUGAAUUGUUAAUAAUUUAAAUAAAAAUACUUUGUAAUUUUUACACGAAUAAUCUCAUCGAUCCGACGUAUAAAAAUAAAAAUUGAAGAGAAAAAUG